AGUCAUAUAUUUCCUUUAGGACUAUAAUAACAAAAUUGGUCACAUACGUACUCGUAUAUAUAAAUUUGGAAGUACAUCAUCCAAAUAGCAAGCAGUACUCAUAGACUAAGUAUGUGACAUCCGCAAAUAUUUUUGUUUUGCUUAUAUUUUAGAAGUUGUCAACUGCAUAGUGACAUAGUUGCGAUGCAGAUUUGACAUGCACGACUUGAAAUAUCAAUGAUAAUGAAGAAAUUCAGUAAUUCUACAAAAUCAACAAGAACACGUUAUAAAAUUUAAAAUAUCUUAAAAAGUAAAAAAUAAAAAAAAAAUAAAAAAAGAAUACAGCACCACUAUAAAUACACGUCAAUAUAAAUUUUACUUAAAAGCUUUAAAAACCACAAAAUACGAAAAAUUUAGAAACAUCUGAAGCUAACCGUAAAACAUAUAGCAACACAAAUGAUACUAUUGCUUCCUGAAGACUUCAAUUCUAUUCCAAAUUCAAUAUUUUUAUCUCUUGCAUGUUUUAAACAAUUUUGUGGAAACAAAAAAUUGUUUAACUUAUAAAAAUACAAAGAGCGCAAUACUUCGAACGAAAUCGUAUCUAAAAAUCAACUCGAAAAAAACUUCAAACUAAUCACCCACAUACUGGCUACAGUAAUUCUGGAGAAGAUCAAGUAUCUGGCAGCGAUUUAUGUGUAAACCGAAAACGAAAUCUUUAAACGCAAUUAAAAAGGCGAAAUUCAUUCAAAACACGGUGCAAUAUAGUUUUAAAAUAAAUUUAAUUGUUAAAAAUAUAAUAUUUAAUUCUAAAAUCAAAUUUUAACUUAAAAAAAGAAAUCAAACAAAUGAUUAUGUUCGAUAGCAUUUAAUCAAAACAUAAUAAUUAAGUAUAUACAUGAUAAAAUAAAUCGAUAAUUAUACCUACAUAUAUAUAGUAAUAAAAUCAGUAAACAUUCUCGUCUACAAAAUGUCUUUGGCCGAUAUGGGUACAGCGACUCGAGGUGGCGUCGGUGGUGGUCUUGAUAUUGGUACCGGCGUUCCAGGCGGACGUAUGACACAUUCGUUAAGCACACCAUCUGGAGUCGAUGGUACACCAUCGACGCCUCGUCAUCGUGGCGGUAAAAAAUUGACCGUACGCAUACAAAUGCUUGACGAUUCAGUGACAAUGUUUCAAGUGCAGGCCAAGGCGCUUGGGAAAGUACUGUUUGAACAAGUUUGUCGUCAACUGAAUUUACUGGAGGCCGACUAUUUUGGUCUGGAAUAUCAGGAAAUCUCUACACACACCAAAUACUGGCUAGACCUUGAGAAGCCAUUAAACAGACAAGUUGGUCUUUCGCUUAUUGAUCCGGUGCUACGUUUCUGCGUAAAGUUUUAUACACCAGACCCAGCGCAAUUAGAGGAGGAAUAUACCAGAUAUUUAUUUUGUUUGCAAAUCAAACGUGACUUGGCUAUGGGUAGUCUUCAGUGUACCGACAACACAGCAGCACUUAUGGCCAGUUAUAUUGUGCAAGCAUCAUGUGGUGAUUAUGUGCCUGAAGAUUAUCCUGACCACACAUAUUUGUCAUCGUAUCGUUUCGUACCACAUCAGGAUGCGACAAUGCAACGCAAAAUUAUGGAAAAUCAUAAGAAGCAUGUUGGCCAAUCACCGGCUGAAGCUGACUUAAAUUUACUAGAAACAGCUAGACGUUGUGAAUUAUAUGGCAUGAAAAUGCAUCCUGCUAAAGAUGUGGAAGGAGUGCCACUUAACUUGGCUGUUGCACACAUGGGUAUUGCUGUCUUCCAAAAUAUAACGCGCAUAAAUACAUUCUCUUGGGCGAAAAUACGUAAAAUAUCAUUUAAACGUAAACGUUUUUUAGUCAAACUACAUCCGGAAGGUUAUGGUUACUACAAGGAUACAGUGGAAUUUUUCUUUGAAGGGCGCAAUGAAUGUAAAAACUUUUGGAAAAAAUGUGUAGAAAAUCAUGGUUUCUUCCGUUGUGCGGCAGUGCAUAAUCAGCCUAGAAGGAAAGCGCGAGUGUUAUCAAGAGGUAGCUCCUUCCGUUAUAGCGGUAAGACUCAAAAACAAAUUAUAGAGUUCGUGCGAGAAAAUUAUGUUAAACGACAAAACUUCCAAAGGUCUCAGUCAUUCCGGCAAGGGCCAUUGAAUGCUAGUAGCCGAAGUCAAUCGCAUACGUAUGUGAAUUCCAGCAUUUCAGCCAAUCCCUUACUCCCAAUUGACACUGCGGAUUGGGAUUAUCGCAAUCAAUGCAAAGACUCGAUGACGCCUUCUCUGACGAAGAAGGCAGCGGAUACCUUGGAUCGCCGACAAGACAAUCCUACAGACCACAUGCGUUCUCAAGUCACAGCAGCCCAGGUGGAGAUUUAUCAGACGAAGAAUUAUGCAGCGGAAUCGCCAACCUCGGAGGGGGAACACCCACACCGCUCGGCAGCGUGUAUGGACCAAAUGAAUUCGAACCGCUCUGUCUCUCCUCAGGGUCCGCAAUCAUGGACUUCACCCAGCCACCAUCUACGCGUUCAAGAUCAGGGUCAUGUAUAUCAAAACGAUCACAAUUUAGGUCUGAGCCACUUGUCCCACUUAUACAGCAGCAACACCCCUCGUCGAGUCUCAGUGGCAUCCCAAGCGUUUGUCCCUGCGUCGCCGCAGCAGCACAUGCACACCAGCACCAAUACAAUCAGCCACACUAUCACCACCAACUCAGUGGGUCUAUCGGUGGAUCUCAGCAGCUCCAUGGAAUUGGAGCAGGAGGAGGAUUUGGGGGAGGAGGAGGAAUUAGUCGAGGAGGAAGCGGAUUCGGACUUGACGGCAUCUACCAUCAAUCGGGAGAAUAUGGUAUCAGCGCAGGGGGGUGUCCAUCAUCCGCAACUUCUGUCACAGGAGUCCCAAUCGCAAACUGCCACCCCAGUCCAUUAUAGCAGUACCAAUUAUUCGAUGUCUAAACAGUGCUUGCUUAAUAAUAAUAAUUCAACUGAGACCGAGACCGACAACAUUAUUUAUACAGACAUUAAUGACAUAGGACAUUAUAAAUAUCCAGAAUUUAGUAUACCAAAAAUGGAAAAUAAAAUUUCUAAUAACGAAAAUUUAAAUCUUAAUGAUCGAAAUGAUAUUUACGCUACCGUAAAUCGAAAAACCAAAUCAAAAACUCGUGAAAAACAUUUUAGCGAUGAAUUUAUUGAUGAAUCUAUUUUGCAAUACACACGUGCUAAACAAAUUGGUAUGCCCGACAUGCGUCAGCUUGUUAAUUCAUAUGAUAGUGAGCGUAACUAUUCUGGUCUAAAUUAUCAGUAUCAUAAUGACUUAAAUCAUCCAUCAGAUUCUUCAUCAUCAUAUUUUGGUACUGGUUUCGGUACAAAACGUUAUUCUAAUACAAAUCAUGUAAAAUUAGCACAUUCUGAAAAUUAUCUUACUCCCUCUAUGGACUCCCAAAGCUCAGCAUCUGGUAUAGGUAUUGGUAAUGGUACACGACACACACAUUCUUUACCGCGAAAUUCAGAACUGUCUGGUGUAGAUUCUGUAGACUCUUAUGAUAGUCAUUACAUAACACAUCACUCAAUUGGAAAUUUACAGGGUGCUUCGAAUAUACCGCAUAAUUAUAUUUUAUAUCAUGAUAAUAAGAUAACAAACUCCGCUGAAGAGCGUAACGCUGCUGAUUCUCCUUUGGAUCGAUUUAAAACAUCUUCAGAAAAACUUGAAUAUGAAAUCUCUUCUGGGAAUUUAUAUUCAACUACUCAAUACAAAAAAGAACAGUACGAAGAAGAGGAGAACAUAUACGACCAAGUUGAGAAGGAAUCCUGGUUAAAAAGCAGUUCCUGUAAAGAUCUUUAUGAUUUUUCUUCAUUUUAUGAAAGCGAAAAGUCAAAACCGAUGACUGCUUUUGACAAGGAAUUCCUCUCGUUUAAUCGUAUAGACUCUCCUGUAACACGAUAUGAUGACUCGAGGCAUUCAAUGUAUAUAACCAAAAAUCAUUCCAUUGAUGCUACGCAAGACUUUUCGCCUUUACCUAAUUCAAAAGUGUAUUCUUCAAGUUAUCCUGGAAGCACGUACAAUGCACAAGAAAAUCAAAACAGACGUGGUUAUGGGCAUCACUUUGAUUAUACUGGUUCUCAAGAUGAUAUAUCACAUGAUAGUUAUGAACUUCUUGAAAAAUACGAUAUAGAUUUCUUUAGUGGUCGCCGUAGAUCUGAAGAUCACAUGCGUUCGUGUUCACUUGAUUCAGGCAACUACAUACCAAGUGAUGAUGAAUCUGUGUCGGAACAACAAAAAUAUCGUUCGGCUAUGGAUGUGAAAUCUAAAUCAGCUGUUGACAUAAUGAACGAAAUUUGGGACUCAGAAGAUCCACGUUAUCUUCCCCGUGAAAAAUUAUGUGUGAAAUCUGAUGGAAGUUUUUAUAAAAAAAUUAAAGAAACACUUUCAAGAACUUCCAGUCAAGAAAGUCGUAGUGACCUUUAUGAGACCAAAAUUUCACGUAUUUCUGACUUAAGCAAAAAAUCACGUGACAGUUUAUAUCACACCGAUAGCAAGAAAUCUCGUGAAACUACGAAAAGUAGAACAUCUGUUGCGUCUAGUCAAGAUUCAAAGGAAUCGCUAGUUGGAGAUUGUCUUGGUCGCAAUUAUGAAAUGCCUACCACAACAGGUAAAAAUUUCACUCAUUUAAACAAAAAAGAACAGUAUGAAAAAUUUCCGCAAUCCAGUCAAGAAUCUAAGAGCGAUUAUUAUGAUGCAGUUGAAGGUACCGAAACAGAAAGCCUAUGUGGAAGACCAAAAGUAAAAAGUCAUGACUGUUUGUUGUCGGAUACACAUAGUUCAACAGCCAACAGUUCAUUUUAUGACAGUCGCGACACAUAUUCCACUUUUCCUAGUAACAAAACACACAAAACAUCUAAAGUCCACUCAAUCAGCUUGCAAAAUGUUGAAAUUGAAAGGAAUGCCAAAUCAUUUGGGUCAAAAUCUCCUGAUUCCAGCUCGACUCCAGUAAGUGGCAAAAAACGCGAGGAAAAAGAAAUUCAAACAAAUAGUUCAAUUGAUCAAACUGCUCCAAUUAAAAGAAGCGAUUCUCAAUCCUGUAAAAUUUCACAAUUUCGCCGUCGUUCAGAUAGUGAAAAUAUAUUUAGUUUUGAUCAAGAUAGAAUUGAAUGCAUACAAAAUUAUUCCAAACAGUGGGAAACCCAAGUAAAAGAAGAGAAAACUAAACAAAGUCCGGAAUAUCCAUUAACUCCAGAAUUAAUAUCCGAAUUUGAAAAGCAGCAAUCACGUACAGUAACACAAAAAAUAACACGUAAAGAAGAGUUAAUUGCUAAAACGCAUUUCGAGGAAUACAAUCCAAUAAUGGUACCACUUAAUUAUGCGCAUGCUACUGUUGAGCGCACUAAAAGUGAUCCCAACUCACUAGCAAAUCGAGCACGACUAGGCAGUAACUCACGUCGUCAUGUGUUGAUGCAUCAAAAAUCAAUUGAUCUAACACCAGCUGAUUCCAGUGAUGAAGACUACAUUUACAAGCAGAUACCAAGCGCUCCGCCGUUAUGCAAAGCACAUGGUAAUUUUGAAAUUCCAAAGUCCUAUGAUGUACCGAUAGUACCGGUUGAUAUACCUAAAACCGGUUUUGAAUUACCAAAAAGUUUCUUCAGAGACUAUGAACGACGGUUCACUAAAGUACUUAAAGAAGAUAUACCAUAUGUUUUGCACAAACGUCAUGUGAUGAAUGGUACUGCGCCAUCUCCAAGUGAGAAAAAAUAUUCAAAACCGAAAUCGCCAAAAUCACCGAAGUCUCCAAAAUCGCCAAAAUCACCAAAAUCGCCAAAAGUAGAUCUUGCAAAAACUGUAGCAGCAGCUAAUAAUGCAGCAGACUUUUUACCAGAAAUAUUAGACAGUUUAUUACCAGCAGAAACUAAAGAAUUUCUUUUUACCCAAAAUAUUGAUCUCUCUAAAGUUGAUCCUAUUACUCUGGAAAUAGAUAAGACUAUUCCAACAAUUGAAUUAUCCUCUCCAAAACGAGAUAUAACAAAACAAAUGGAUCCAUCUUUAUUAGAAAAAUUGAACAAAAAACUAAGCCAAAUCGAAAGUGACUCCGCAACGAGUUCUCGCACUGAAAGCAUACAACAUCAAAAGCACAAGUUAGAGCAAAAACAAAUUGAACUAAUACAAAGUUUGCGUAAAGAACUCCAAGCCAACACCCGAAAAGUUGUGAAACCUAGAGUUAUACCAAAGACAAAAAUAUCAAGUAAACCGAAGAAAGCUAAAACUCGCAUAACAUCGUUUUCAUCAGAUGAUGAAAGCCUUGAUUCGGAUGACGUAUUUGGUUCAGCUGAGGCAAUACCAGCUAGACUUGAAUUUUCACCACCGCAAUCACGCAAAGAAAUUGAACCAAUUUUACGCAUUGAGCAGAGUAGAUUAAUAUCAGCUGCUUGGGGUCGCGGACAGACUAUGAGCUCGACAGAAAUAGAAGGUUCACCGCCGCAAUGCCGACGUCUUGCAGAACUAGAAAGCCGUUAUCAUACACAAAAACUAGAUCCCCAAUAUGCUAAUGCCACUGAAUUGCGACGUAUAUCCGAACGUUCCAUAUCAAUUCCAUCUUCAGAAGAUGAACCUCAUGUGCCCAUGCGUCGUGCAGAUGAAUGCACUAACGACUACCAACGAAAUGAAAAUAUACCAUCUCCGAUACUUGAACAUGCUGAAUUCUUUCGCAGUAAUGAUGAUAUUUACGAAACUUGUCAUGAAGAAAAAAUUACCGAAUCUGACAUCGAUUAUACACUUAAGAAGAAAUCUUCACCUCGUACAGAAUUUCCAAAAUCGAAAGUUAAAUUAAUUGAAGAAAUUAUUGACUCAUCAAUUGUUAUGCGUUCGAAGGGACAUGCGCCUAUAUUAUUUGCACAUGCUCGUUUAAAUCUAUCUGAAGGUUCUGCAUCAUUGCAGCGUCAAAAGUCUACACAAGAUUCACCAACAGGCGAACGACGUACAAAGAGCUUGGAUACUCCCGUGAUUUCACUACAUAGAUUGCCACCUAUGAAUGCUUUUUCAUCUAAAGAUGAUACUGUUGGUUUCGAAGAAGAAGCAGAAAUCUUAGAGGAAAAGUCAUUGGGACGUGAAAUAGAGCAACAAGAUGAAGACACAGUAGAUAGUAUACAUUCUUGUGCUGGCUCAAUACCAACUCAAAGCAGUUAUGUGACUGCAGGUAAGGAUUCAUUGCUAAGCGCUGUUACUAUAGAUAGUGAGGAAAUGGAGCUUUUAAAUCAACUUAAAUAUAUAGAAAAAAUUGCUUUGCAAGGAGUCAAAAUAAAAGACAAAAAAAAAUCCAAAAUGAAAUUGAAAAGUGGUGAUCAUCUAAUCUUGGAAAUACCAAAAUAUAGAUUUACUGAUUGGUCACCUUACAGUUCGGCAAAUAGUUCACGAAAAACUUCUCCUGGUGUUUCUCGUGCAAGUAGCAUAGAAAGUACCGGUAAAGGUAAACUAAAAACUAGUUCAAAAGGUAUUGAUCCUUUUAAAAUAAAGCCAGGCAUAUCUCGUAGCCGGCCAGAAUCCAGACGAACAAGUAUUGACGAUAUAAAAUCGAAAGACGGUAAAGGUAAAAAGUCCAGCCCUAAAGAGAGACCUCGUUCUAUAGAAACACGUAGGUUAAGUAAAGAUAAAAGUAAAUCUCAAGAAGAAACUGAAGCAGAUAUUGCAAAACGUAAAGAGCGACAGCAAAAAUUAUAUGAGUCUGCUAUGAAACAAACCAUUACCAUGCUUAGUCCAGUUAAGGACACGUUACCACCUUUUCCAGCACCGGAAGAUAAAAUUCACGUUAAAACCGAUGGUGAUAAAAUUAUAAUUGAAACCGAAUUUAAGAGCAAAGCUGAGGAUCAUGUUUUAAUUGCAAAAGCGCCGCGAAAAUUAGAUACUUCACUAGUUAAAUUUAGUCGUAGCUUUGAUGAAGGACGUAGUUCUGAAAAACUUGAUAAAGCAAAUCGUAGCUUUGAAGAUCGAAAUAAGUCAUUUGAAGAAUCGGAGAAAUCUGACGUCCCUGAUGAUAUGGUUAUUAAAUCACCAAAGAAGAUUGCUAAAAGCCAAGAAAUAAAACAAAAAAUAGAAGGCAGCGUUGUGCAUAAGAAAAUUGAUGGAAAAUCCAGCAGCUAUGAAAAAACGGCAGAACAUCAUUAUUUAGGUGCAGAUGUUAAAGCUAGAAGUUUGGACGAUAAAAAGCCAAGUCAAACAGAAACUAAAAAAAUUGAAGAAAAGCCGAUCAUUCGCAGCGCCGUUGGAGAUCGUCGUAUGUUCGCGCAUCAAUAUAACGUACAAGAAGAUAUUGAUAUGCAAGCAGUUAUUUCGGAACGUCGGUCAUUAGAAAUUUUAAAACGGUCCUUGCCUUCCGAAGAUACUAAAGACAGCGAUGGUGCCUACAGUCGUAAAGCAUCUACAGCGGAUAGUCUUGAUUCAUUUGUUUCUGUAGAUGAUAGCCAUUCACCACUUAGCAAAUCACCUGUACCUGCUCCUGAAAGCUAUCCACAUCGUGUUCCAACUAUUGAAUGUGAAGAACCGUCAAUUGAAGAGGAUGAUCAUUCAGGAGAAUGUAGGCAUUUAAAAGUGUCGCGUUUGGACACUAAUCGGUUAAGUUUAGAUCGUAGUAGAAGUGAUGAAACUGGUUCAUGGAUGACACUUGAAUGCGAUGAGUUUGUAGGUUCAGAUACUUCAGACAAUGAACCGCGAACUUUAGAACCUGAUCGUAAUAUAUUAGAAACACAAGCCACUUUAGAAGAUGCUGGUCCUUUAGAGUAUUCUAACUGCGUCACACCUACAUCUGAUCUAAAUAUUCUUAUUACACCACCAAAUACUAGUCCCAUGAUUGAGAAAUCAGUUUUAGAAACUUUUGAAAAGCAAACUGACAAAGGAGAAAUAAAGAAAAAACCGAGUCUUGAAAAGCAAAGUGAUAAAUCAAAAAGUUCUGACUCAUGGACUAGUGGUGAAAAGGACGUAAGUCCACACCGUGGUGAACGGCAAGACUGGAGUUUAUCAGUAAGUGGUGGUAAAGAAAAGAGUUCAGUCGAUGAAGAAUCAAGUGUUAGUUGCUCUAUUGCAAGGCCAUUAGGAAUUUCACAAGAUUUUGGCGACAUUGAGGAAAAGAAAUGCCUCGAACUUAAACAAAAAAUGCUAAAGUUAGAUGUGACAAGUGUAGCAAUAACCGUACCAAAAACUGUGGCCACAACACCGCCAACUAUAAGUCCAACCGGUUCGAAUGUAACAACUCCUACUAAUAUAACAAUCAAUGAACCUAAAAUAGUUAUUAAAAAACCAACAACUCCAACUUUAGAAAAACAAAGCCCAAUCGAUUUAGGUAAUAGCACUGAAUCGUAUCUUGAUCCUAUUGAAGAAAAAAUAGCUAAAUUGCUGCAACGUAACGAAGACAGCGAAUCCAGCUCGGGCGGUUCGAAAAAACCAGCUAAGAUUGAAAAACCCGCACGUGCGAAUGCAGGCAAAAAAUUAGCUGUCACGAAAGCAGAUGGAAAUAAAGAGCUAGCUAGAUCUGGUAGUGAUAAAAGUUCACAAGAAUCUAAGUCCAGCUUUGACUCUAAAGGUUCAUUGAGUGUAGAAUCGCGUGGAUCAUUUGAAACUGAGAGUAGUUCUGGUUCAAUGGGAGCAGCACAGCGUCGUGGUGAGCUUCAUCAGAAAGAGCUGCAAUCAACUUGGAAACCUUUUCCUAUUGAAAGUUCCGGAAGUUCGAGCACUGAUGACCCUUGGCAUCAUAUUGAAACAGAUGGUUAUGAACGUUAUGAUGCAAAUAAUCCAUUACGUGAUUCUUCUGAUAGUGAUUUAAAAGAACAAUCACCCGAUGAACAAAAAGAAAGUGAUACAAGUUUUCAGGACGAACUUAAUGAUUUUCCGACUACGUUUGGUUAUCCAGCCAUGACUAGUUCAUUAAGUGGCAUUGGUGUGAAUCCAACUGAUAUUAUAGGUUACAGUACAGGAUUUACCCUAGGCAGAACGCUUUCUAGAAUCUCUGAACGCAGUACAGCUUCUGAAAAAUCAAGUAUGGAAGAUGAUGUCAGUAAAGCUUCUACGCAUUCUGUUAGCAUGCGAGAUGAAUCAGUUGGCUCAACUGAUCAUCAGCCUAGCUUAAGUUCUGACUCUCGCAGUAAUACAAAUUUGGCCUAUAUAUCUGAUGCUGAUAGACGCACUUCAGCUGAAAUGCCAGAAAUACCUUGCGAUUCUGCAACAGGUGAUCGUUUGUCAAGUAUUGGCAGUUUUAAUGAGCCGAAAUCGCCAACAGUAGUCACUGGACGAUUUUCUGUAACCCAAGUAGAAGAACAACAAGAUGGUAAUAAACAUACAUUACUAUGCCUUUCUAAUGCUGGUAGUCAAGAUUCUGAGGAUUGGCCUUUACCUGAAAUUCCUUUUGAUCACGUGCCGGUUAAACCAGUGGAAUCUAUUUAUGCAAUGCCAGAUUUAGAUAAACCCGUGCCAAAAACAUUCUGUUGGAAAGCAAGUAUGUCAUUUCAAUCACAAGAUUCACAAGAUUGGCCUUCUCCACCUUCAAGCACUAUUGAAGCGCCAAUUAUUAUAGAAAAUAUAGAAACAUAUUAUACAACUGAGGUACAAAACGCUGAUCAGGUCAUGAUAGAGUCCUUUACUGCAACAGAUCAUACCGAUGACACUCAUUCACAGAUUGAAGAAGAAUUUCCAAUUUCACCUUCGGAGCCAACAAAAAUAUUACCAUAUGAAGACACAGCUUAUCUUAUGUCUAUAGCUUUUGAUGAUAAAGAUUUUGGCAGUGAUGAAAUUGCUCAUGACACAACAACUUGCCUAAGCUCUACACUUAGUGCUGCAUCGUGCUUGUCUUCUUCCUUUAACGUGACUUGUACAUCUUCUCCUAAAUCGCAAAAAGGUAGUCCUUUGCAAAAAACUUCUAGUCCAGAGUCGGUAAUUGUAUCUCAACCAACUCGUUCACCAGUUACACGUUCGCCUAUAUCAGAAGAUGAACUAUUUUCGGGAGACGAUGUUUUUAUGCCUGGAACAGUUAAAGUUCAAUUGUCCCCAGAUGAAACUCGUACGAAUGAAUUUUUGCGGAAAUUAUCGAGAGGUUCUAAUAACUCUGAUACAUCGAUCGAUGAUAUACUUUCAACUUCUGGUGGAACAUUUAUGGAUGAUCAAACUACAGUAAGACGAAAUUACGAAACUCGUCUAAGCACAGGCUCAUGUAAAAAAUGCAGUCAUUCAAGUCAUUCUGAAGAAGAAACAAGUUCAAUUGGAACUGAUUUAGAUGGCACCGUACGAAUGGGUCUGCAACAAAAGAAAUGCACACAUAGCUCUCACUCUGAAGACACUUCUAUUGGCUUAAGUAUAUCGGAAUGGUCUACUGGUACAAACACAGUAAGACAAUACGCAAAUCUAUCAGGUUCUGACAGUUUGUCUGCUGUCUCUACACACUCUUGUGCUAAAAGUGAAAAAUCUAAUCAUACUAAAUCUAGUAUGAGUUCAAUUAAUAAGUCUGCUGAAAGUUUAAAUGAACAAAGUGGAAGUUUUUCAAAUAAGUUCUCUGGUGAUAAUGGUUCUUCAGAUGGUCUACGGUAUGAUAUUCUUUCAAAUUCUGAAACUGACAAAGUUUCGGAAACAACUUCUGCAACUAAAAGUGAUGACACAACUCUGACUUUGACUGAAAUGGCACACACAAUAACAGAAUGGUCCACAUCUAGUAGUCGCACAUUAGUGACAGCUACGCAAGGAGAUUGUUCUGGUCAAGGAGUUGAUCAACGUGGUAAUAGGCGUAGCAGUUACAUUGAUUAUGUGCCACUAAAACAACCACGUUUACUAACAAAAAAAUCCCCGACUGAAGAAAAACGUGGUUCGUUACCACAAAUACAUCGUAGAAGUGGUAGUAAUGGAAACAAUCGCACAAGCACUGAAGACUUAGUACAACGCACUUCACCGCCCAAACAAGGAUUGCAACAACGCUUAAGUAGUAUUGAUGCAAAAGAAAGUUUACCAGAAACCUCAGGAGCAGCACGUAAACGGCGUUCUCUUGAAAUGAUGUCCAAACUAUAUCAGAGUCAAGAUAUUUCAUCAGAAAGCGAAGCUCCUUUUGUUGAACGAUUGUAUGCACCUAGUGAAAAAUUGACAGAACGUUAUCAAAGUCAAGACUUUGUACCUUUACAUGUAACAUCUACUACACAAACACAAACUCCACAAUCCAGUACACAAAGAACAAAAGCGCCACAUCCAUCAACAAAGCCUAAAGCGCCACAGCCCCCCAUAAAACCGAAAGUAACACGACCACUAAUGCAAGCUUUGCUUAAACAUAUGCAAACUGCUGGUGUUGCUGAAGCUGCAGCAGCAGCAGCAGAAGCUGCUGAAAGUACAACUGUAGAAGAAGUAAAACCAAUCAUAAGUAAGGUGCCACCACCAAUACCACAUGUACCACCAAUAACUUCACCAAAUGACUUACCAAAAACAGUAGGUCAACCGCCUGAAAAGCCGCUAGCUAAACAUCAUAGCUAUGAUGACAAAACGCUUUCAAAAUCACAAAUACGUGAAUAUAAAACAAAUAAAUUGCGUCAAUCGAGUUCAUUUCAUGAGCAUAUGCUAUCGAAAUCACAACAAUCUUCACAGGAAUCAAUGCCACCGCGUAUCGACGAAGAAUCAUCUUCUCUCGGAGGCGGCACUAGCGGCGCAUCUUCUGCCACAACAACAACGACUACAAUCAACAGUGAAAAUACCACAAGCACAGAAACUUCUUCACCAAUGCUACCACAACGUGCUGAGAAAUUAAUUAAAUGUUCACCGUAUUAUUCCAGUAGCUUAAGCUCAGAGUCACCACCAAAUCAACUAAUACAAAAGCCACCACGGAAAAGUUCAAUAACACGUGUUAACGUCAUUAAGAGCCCACCAAGUGGCAAUGAUACCGACAGUUCCAUGGAUAUACGCACACAGGAUGCUAAAUUGCGUAGUCGCGGUUAUCGUAAGAAACGCCAAGUAACUACGAGGCGUAUACGAACCACAACAGAGCGCACUUUAGUCGAACAAGAGAGUUCUGAAUGUUCUGAGGGUUAUUUACCAGAAAUGGAAUCAGGAUCAGAUCUAUCUUACAGACCAGAAGAUAACUAUUUAGAAUUUGAUGAAGAAUUAGAACAUGAACAAGAAACCGAUGAAUAUGAGGAUUAUCCGCAUUAUUCUGGCGCUGCAUACACUACAUCAAAUAAAUUUGAGAGUCUUGAUAUGACAGAUAAUGUGGAUGAAAUGGGUUUUCCUCGUUACGAUCGUUUAGGUCAUAUUACGAAUCCUAUGUACCAACAAAAAGUUCAGCCAACUGUACAUAGCAGUUUUACAAAUAAACCAGCUCCAGCAAAUCAUCCAAUGCCACCGACAAGUGGUCAACCAGUAAAACCAGCACGCACUAAAAAACGUCAACUUAAACGUGAGGACUCAAUGUCUGCAGGUACUUCUGCACAAUAUCAUGGACGUGCAUACUGCAAUCCGGAAGAAAGUGAAGUGGAAUCAAAGGCUGGUUUAUCUGACGAUUUGGCUAAUUCCAGUGAGGAUAGUAGUGGCUUUAUGAAAGAUACGGGUACAAUACGUCGCACAACAAUAACUCGCAACAGAUACGGCACCGACAUGGAGUUACCAUACCCGGAUUUCCUAUCAGAUUAUGAAAACGAACCAAUUGAAUAUGAACGCUAUUCCUGUGGUUUAGAUAUAAGAGUUGAUCCUCCACCAAAAUUUGACGACUCAGAAGAGUUAAGUGAUCAAUAAGAAGUAUAACCGAUUUUAACACAAAUGUUUUCAAUAUAUUUAACAUAAAAGUUAACUGCUACUAAUGUAUAAUCAAAACAAAGUGUCUAUACACUAAAGAGCUUAACUUAAACAUACAAGAAUAAGCUUUUAUUGUAUUAAGUUAAUUUUAAAUUUUGCAAUACUAAAAACACGAAAACUUUUAACGUUCCUCUUUAUAAUUCGUGUGUUGUAUUUAAAUCGUAACUAAAAUCCUCAUACCAAAACGCAUUUAUUUCGUCGAUGGAAAUUUCUUAUUUACGUGUACUUCCAACUGAUCCAAACCGAUCUUCUUUAAUUGAGACUGAUUUACGAUACAAAAUCGAAAAUACCCAAAAAUAAAAUAUUUGCUUCAGAUACAUUAUUUAACUCGUUUAAAUGUUACUCGCUAUUAUGCUUACUCGUUGAAUGAUAGUAUACUCUUAGUUUAACCAUAAAUUUCGCUUUUAUGAGUGAACGAACGAACGAAUACGAGAGAAAAUAUUAAGGGAGAAAAUGAACAAUUUGUUAUUAGUUUAAGUUGUUGUUGGUUGGUGAUUUGUCCUAAUAAUUAAUUAAUUACCUAGUUAAUAAUUAAAUUUAUAAAUUAAUUAAUUAUGGGAUUAAGAGGUUGAAUUUAAAUUUUAAAACGAACGAAAAUUAUUUCUUAUUUCUUACUAAGCAAAAAACAUUCACAAACGGUCUUAAAAAUAUUGUCAAAAAUAAGGUAUAAAAUUGUUAAAUUUUAAAUGCACUGU
Messenger RNA from Teleopsis dalmanni, 14445 nucleotides. It is a transcript of the gene Cdep, whose product is annotated as FERM, ARHGEF and pleckstrin domain-containing protein 1. The transcript is spliced from 11 exons. The record is from RefSeq and is a predicted model, not a curated record. Bases 947 to 13690 code for a protein of 4247 amino acids. Gene Ontology annotation, cellular component: cytoskeleton. Lineage: Eukaryota; Metazoa; Arthropoda; Insecta; Diptera; Diopsidae. Gene Ontology annotation, molecular function: cytoskeletal protein binding; guanyl-nucleotide exchange factor activity.